Balaenoptera musculus (blue whale) is the source of this 327-nucleotide messenger RNA. Its product is annotated as mitoregulin-like. Bases 1 to 327 code for a protein of 108 amino acids. Gene Ontology annotation, cellular component: mitochondrial inner membrane. The record is from RefSeq and is a predicted model, not a curated record. Gene Ontology annotation, biological process: positive regulation of mitochondrial membrane potential. NCBI's taxonomy places the organism in Eukaryota, Metazoa, Chordata, Mammalia, Artiodactyla, Balaenopteridae. The transcript has a single exon.
AUGGUGGACGUGCUCGAGAGGCUGCUGCAGCUGUCUGUGUUGGUGGCCUUCACCUCUGGAGUGCUCCUAGCCUGGCAGGCAAGCUGGCUGCAGAGGUGCUACCUGGACUGGAGAAGGAAGAGGCUGCAGGGCAAGCUGGCAGCGACACAGAAGAAGCUGGAUCUGGCCUGUGACAACGUGUGGCCACUUCGCCUCGUCUGUGGGGCUCCUGCCCCAGCAAGCCUGCCCUCAUACUUUCUGCCCACAGUACUGGGCUUUUCCCAGAGUCACUUGUUGAAGAUGGAUAUAGAGAACUGGGCAGAAAAAAAAACCAAAAAAAGGAUGUAG